CAAAUUUUGUCAGUCAGUCUUUUGGUUUUCAGUUUGUGUCAAAUAAUUUAUAAUUUUCAACCAAUUAAGUAGAAAUCAAUAGAAACUAAGCCCUUCAAGAUGACUACCUCCAGUGAAGAUGUCUUGCUACAAGUUCCUCAAGUGAAAUAUAAAAAGGGUGACGGAACCCUUUUCCUAAUGGACUCAAGAUUAGCAUGGAUGGUUGAGAACAGGGAUACUGUAGCAGUUUCCCACCUGUACGCUGACAUAAAGACGCAAAAAAUUUCACCUGAGGGUAAAUCAAAGAUCCAAUUGCAAGUGGUUCUACACAGUGGAGUGUCCUCCACUUUCCAUUUCACCAAUCGAAAUGGUGCCCAGGCGCAGGCUCAAGACAGGGAUCGAGUGAAGGAGCUGCUACAGAAUCUAUUGCCAAAGUUUAAAAGGAAAGUCGAUAGGGAACUCGAGGAGAAGAAUAAACUGUUAUCCACAAAUCCAUCGUUGUUGCAACUGUAUAAAGAUCUAGUGAUGACGGAAGUCGUUUCUUCUGAAGAGUUUUGGGCGCAGCACGCAAGCCAAUAUACGCAGAAGAAAAAUGCACAGUCUCAGGAAAUCGGCGUUUCGGGUGCUUUCCUUGCUGACAUUAAGCCACAGACUGAUGGUUGUAAUGGUCUUAAGUAUAAUAUUACAGCAGACAUUAUUGAAUGUAUAUUCAAGACAUAUCCUGCUGUCAAAAAGAAAUAUGUCGAACAUGUUCCUGCCAAAUUGACUGAAUCUCAGUUUUGGACGAAGUUUUUCCAAUCGCAUUAUUUCCAUAGAGAUAGGAAGUAUGCUGAGAGUAAAGAUGUGUUCACUGAAUGUGGGAAAAUUGAUGAUCAAGAGAUGAAGAAGGACAUUCAGAAUGGCGUGGAUGAUCCGCUGGUUGAUAUCACUGAAUUUGAUGACAAAUUUAUCGAUGAAGGCUAUGGGACGCAAUUAGAGAAGUCCAACGUUGGUAAUGGCACAGUUAGUCAGGCUAUGAUUAAAAGGUUCAAUCAACACUCGAUUAUGGUGUUGAAAGCGACAAAGAGCAAACCUCCAGAAAAUAAUGUACCGCAGAAUGGUAUAGAGCCGAAGCAACAGGUCCUUCAUCCAAAUGGCGCUGUGCCUGCAACCCGCACGCUGGAAGAGAGCAAUAAUUUACAUAAAAGUAAAAAGCAACGUAUUCACGAGAAAAUCAGUUACGAUGAUUUAGAUACGAGUAUUGAUUGUAAACAAAAUUCGAUAGCUCAAUUAAACUUAUCAAAGGUCGAAAGAUAUUUGCAUGGUCCGAUGCCGGGUUCUGCUAUCGAACAUUUAUCACCGAACGAUGUGGCUGCUGCCUCUAGGAAUAUGCACCAGGAGCUGAAGCAGUGGCGAAGUCGUUUACCAACAAGUGCUCUUGUUAGUCCUGCAGCAGCCGUUGGUGCUUUGGGCGAAUUAUCUCCAGGAGGUGCUCUAAUGAGAGGCUUUCAAGAACAAUCACUGGCACAACUUGUACCGCCAGAUAUUGAAAAGGAAGUACGUAAUUUAUAUUUGGGUCUCUGCGAGUUGCUGAGUCACUUCUGGAAGUGUUUUCCUGCGACCUCACAAGCGAGCGAACAAAAAUUGGUAAAAAUGCACGAAGCGCUGCACAGAUUUCAUUCUGCCAAAAUAAAACCAUUCGAGGAUAAACUUAUCAGAGAAUUAUCACCAUUAUCACAUAAUUUAACGAAACAUCUGAACCAGCUACUGAACGCUGCCUACCAAAAAUUUAGCACCUGGCAAAAAAUGAAAAUGAACCAUCGGUAGCAGGAACACAGUUUUCCGAUUAGGUGUUUCUUUUCAAAUUAUAUAAUAAAAUUGAUAUUAUUGUAAU
Messenger RNA from Nicrophorus vespilloides, 1852 nucleotides. RefSeq names its product general transcription factor IIH subunit 1 (gene Tfb1). The coding region runs from base 100 to 1785 and encodes 561 amino acids. NCBI's taxonomy places the organism in Eukaryota, Metazoa, Arthropoda, Insecta, Coleoptera, Silphidae. The record is from RefSeq and is a predicted model, not a curated record. Gene Ontology annotation, cellular component: transcription factor TFIIH core complex; transcription factor TFIIH holo complex. Gene Ontology annotation, biological process: nucleotide-excision repair; transcription by RNA polymerase II; transcription by RNA polymerase I. The transcript has 8 exons.